CCGGAGUGAGUAUGUGGGCUUGUGAAUCUCUGGAGUGGGGUGUUGAACAUCCGGUGCCAUCCGCGGUGUUUAUUGCGAUAUUUGUGAACCGAGGAAAAGCAGAAACAAGGCUUCAGAUUACGGAGGGUUGGCAAAGAAAAAAGAUCCCUUUGGUUCCAGAAAAUCUCCUGAAAAAGAGAAAGGCUUAUCAGGCCCUCAAAGCCACUCAAGCAAAGCGGGCACUUUUGGAAAAGAAGGAGCAGAAGAAAGGAAAAGAGGUCAAGUUUAAGCGACUGGAAUGGUUCCUGCAUGAUUCCUGGCGGCAACUACGUGACAGGGUGCGCCUCAGACGACUACAUGUGAAACCUCAUGGCUUGGAAGUGCCAGAUAAACAUUCCUUGGCCUUUGCUGUACGCAUCCAAAGGAUUGAUGGGGUGAGUUCAACAGUGUGGAGAACCAUUGCAAGGCUUCGCCUAAAGAAAAUUUUCAGCGGUGUCUUCGUCAAAGUGACCCCUCAAACGAUAAAAAUGCUCCGUAUAGUGGAACCAUAUGUGACCUGGGGAUUUCCAAAUCUGAAGUCUGUCCGGGAACUCAUCUUGAAACGUGGACAAGCCAGGGUCAAGAAUAAAAUCAUCCCUUUAACAGACAACACAAUGAUUGAGGAGCACCUUGGGAAGUUUGAUGUCAUUUGCUUGGAAGACCUCAUUCAUGAAAUUGCCUUUCCGGGGAAGAAUUUCCAGGUCAUCUCAGAGUUCUUGAGUCCUUUCCAACUCUCAGUAGCCCGUCAUGCUACUAAGAAUAGAGUGGGUUUCCUCAAGGAGGUGGGCUUGCCUGGCUAUCGAGGUGAAAGCAUCAAUCAGCUCAUCCGGCAGCUGAACUAAACCCAGAAUAUCUGAAAGCAAAGUGCAUUGGAAGCAUGUGUUUUUGUGUUCUCGGGAUUAUUCAGUAUCUGCAGAGAAGAUUGUUUUCCAUUAUAUCUUCAGAAACCACAGAAAAGACAGUGAUGUUGCUAGCAGGCACUGGUCAUAGCAGCCCAGUUCUAGGGAAAGUUCCUGUGUGUUUUCCAUAUUGGCUGCAGCACCACCUCUGUCAUCACCAAAGGACUCUUGCUGCUUUAGGAAGUCUCACUCUGUCACUUCUAUUCUGGGGUUUAAUGCCGGUGAAUGAAUACCCACCCACACGUGAAUACAGGACAGCAGUGGGCCAAGCCCGCAGGUCAUACCUGAACCUGAGGGUUACUAGGGCCUUGUUUUGGAAAGAACUUGAAAUACAAUGAGAAGAGCACAGAAACAGUA
Molecule: messenger RNA, 1274 nt
Organism: Manis pentadactyla (Chinese pangolin)
Lineage: Eukaryota; Metazoa; Chordata; Mammalia; Pholidota; Manidae
Gene: RPL7L1
Product: ribosomal protein L7 like 1
Exons: 7
Coding region: 12-860 (282 amino acids)
Biological process (GO): maturation of LSU-rRNA from tricistronic rRNA transcript (SSU-rRNA, 5.8S rRNA, LSU-rRNA)
Cellular component (GO): cytosolic large ribosomal subunit
Molecular function (GO): RNA binding; structural constituent of ribosome
Source: RefSeq, a predicted model, not a curated record